AUGGCAACAGCAGCAGUGUUCGGUAGCACAGGAGCCGUCGGCUCUCAAAUCCUCGCGACUCUUCUCGCUGCCGAUGGUUUUUCAUCAAUCAAGACCAUUUCGAGAAGACUUCCAUCAGUGCAGUCCCCCAAACUGCAAGUCCUCCAAGAAGUCGAUAGCUCAAAAUGGGGCGCCAUGAUUUCUUCUUUGUCGCCUAAGCCAUCAGUCAUAUUCAACGCAGUCGGUACUACCAGAGCGGACGCCGGCGGUAUUCAGAAUCAAUGGAAAAUCGACCAUGACUUGUGCAUUGAGAAUGCCCGGGCAGCCAAAGAGGCGGGCGUAAAGACGUAUGUUUUCAUCUCGAGCGCUGGUACUAGAAAUUUCUUCUCGAGUCAGGUGCCUUAUUCGAAGAUGAAGAUUGGCGUGGAGGAUGCCAUCAAGGAACUUGACUUUGAGCAGGCCAUCAUAUUGAGGCCGGGUAUGAUUAUUGGCCGGGAGAGGUCUAAGGCUCCGAUGUUUGAAAAGAUCGUGGAGAAUCUCCACAAGAUAAGUCAGGGUAUUCAAGAUAGUUUCGGCCAGGAUCAAACCGUCAUUGGCAGAGCUGCAGUAGCAGCUGCUCGUAUUGCAGAAGAUGGCAAGGCACCUUCGAAAUAUUGGAUUAUGGAAAUGGAUGAUAUUGUCAAGUUGGGCAGAGAUGAGUGGAAGGAAUGA
Messenger RNA from Talaromyces marneffei, 690 nucleotides. RefSeq lists its product as uncharacterized. The record is from RefSeq and is a predicted model, not a curated record. Gene Ontology annotation, cellular component: cytoplasm. Bases 1 to 690 code for a protein of 229 amino acids. Lineage: Eukaryota; Fungi; Ascomycota; Eurotiomycetes; Eurotiales; Trichocomaceae. Gene Ontology annotation, biological process: import into nucleus. The transcript is spliced from 2 exons.